GACGGAGCACUCGUGUAGAGACGAGCAACAUAGUGUGGUCUAUAUGUUUGUGGUCAUUCCUGCAUUUAUAGCUUUCUACUUAUUUGUUUAUCGCACGACUAACUCCAUUUUGUAAAUUUUUUCGUGUCAGGAUAAACUCGCCUCGGUGAACUGAAGCUUUUCAGGCUAGCUUAGCUCACUAGUUAGCUUAGCUCGCUAGUUAGCUUAGCGUGCUAGCCGCGGAAGUUGUCAACACAUCGCUAAUCAGAGAAAAUGUGUAAUGUACAAAUGUUGAGAGUGUUGGUGAAUCAGCGACUAAAUGAGGCUGUGGAAGAAAUAUUUGUAGUGUUGGAAAGAACGAUAGCAGAGUACGAAGAUGAACUUUCCCGAACAAAAGAGGAGAAGGAGCGACAACGUCAACUACUGGACGCUGUUUUCAAGAAGCUGCCGAGAACAGACGGCUUUGAAGGAAAUCUUCCUGAGCAGCAGGAGUGGUCUACCAGGAUGGAGCAGGAAGAGGCACAGCCAGCGCAAACUAAGGGGGAUGAGGAGUACCCACAACCCCCUUACCUUAAAGAGGACAUUAAGGAGCCACAGCUCAUUCACAUUGAAGAGGAAGAUGAGGAGCCACUGCCCCAGCAUAUUAAGGAGGAAGGGGAGGAGCCACAGCACCCUCACAUUAAAGAGAAGGAAGAUGAGGUGCCAGAUUCCCCCAUGUCAAAGAGAAAAAGUCACAGCCCAUCUACCUUAAGAAUUAAGAGGAUGAGCCACAAACCCCCUCAAAAUAAAGAAGAGGAGGAACACAGCAUCAGUCAAGACGGAGAGCAUCUUAAAGGACUGGAGGAGGUUGAUGUCACCAAGAUGCCAUUGACCGUUGUCAUUGUGAAGAGUGAAGAUGAUGAGGGUGAAGGUGAGGAGAAGGGAGAGGUGGAGCCUCCAACUCCACACAUGACAACAGAAGCUGAUGGAGACCACUGUGGAGGAUCACAAGCAGACAAGCUCUUCGCUCCACUAUCAGAUAGUGACGACAUAACGUCACACUCUCCUGACACUGAUGAUGAAGACUCUAAAGCUGACAUGACACGUCACACUGACAACAAACACUUGAAAUGCUCUUGCUGUGACAAAACCUUUAAAUACCCAUGUCAUCUGAAAACACACAUGAGAACGCACACUGGAGAAAAACCAUUCCUGUGCUCAGUUUGCAGCAAAAGCUUCGCACGAAAGCAACUUUUGAAAUUACACAUGAGACUGCACACUGGUGAAAAAACCUUAUUGUGCUCAGUUUGUAGUAAAAGAUUCCCUACAAAGCAAAGUUUGAGAUUACACAUGAGAAUGCACACUGGAGAAAAACCAUUCGUGUGUUCAGUUUGUAAUAAGAGAUUCACUCAGAAAGGAAAUUUGAUGAGACACGAGAAUACACAUCGCAGAGAAAGUGUUGAGUUGCAGUGUGUGUGAUGAAAGAUUCUCAUAUACCAUCUGGUCAAAAGUUUACAUACACUUGUAAAGAACAUAAUGUCAUUGCUGUCUUCAGUUUCCAAAAACAAUUAUCUCAGUUUUAUCUUCAUUUAGUUGUAGGAAAUGUUGGCACAUCCAGUGUUUGACUUGCUCAAUGCACUGGCAUAGAAGAUCUAUGGGUUUAAGUCAGGACUUUGGGAAGGCCAUUCUAAAAUAUCCAUUCUAGCCUGAUUUAGCCAUUCCUUUACCAUGUUUGACGUGUUUUUGGGGUCAUUGUCCUGUUGGAACACCCAACUGCGCCCAAGACCCGGCCUCCGGGCUGAUGAUUUUAGGUUGUCCUGAAGUAUUUGGAGGUAAUCCUCCUUUUUCAUUGUCCCAUUUACUCUCUGUAAAGCACCAGUUC
Messenger RNA from Entelurus aequoreus (snake pipefish), 1840 nucleotides. Its product is annotated as zinc finger protein 37-like. Gene Ontology annotation, biological process: regulation of transcription by RNA polymerase II. The record is from RefSeq and is a predicted model, not a curated record. The coding region runs from base 253 to 1437 and encodes 394 amino acids. The transcript has 2 exons. Gene Ontology annotation, molecular function: RNA polymerase II cis-regulatory region sequence-specific DNA binding; DNA-binding transcription factor activity. Lineage: Eukaryota; Metazoa; Chordata; Actinopteri; Syngnathiformes; Syngnathidae.